GCUCCUUGCGCAGAUUCGUGGAGAAUGGUGGAUAGUGGUGGAGAGUGGUUUGCCAGAUCAGAUUUUGUUUACGAUACUUGGCACGAAGGUUAUAUCGUAAAUAUGGCGCUUGCCAUUACCUGAAUCUCAAGACGCGACAUCGACGACGCGACAUUGGGAUCCGUUGUGUUCCACAACGUCGCGGAUUAUCGGCUUCCCGGUGAGAUCCAAGAUGCCGGGUUACUGUCGACGUCGCGCAUCAUCCACGUCGCAAUACGGUUCAGUCUGAGGUAAAAACGACGACGUUGACACGACGUGAUGAAAUCCGUGUACAAGUUGUUCCUGCUGUGCCUUAUCCUCGCCGUGCUAAUAAUACUGCUCAACGUGACCACCAACAUCUCCAACAAGUUAUACGACCAGCCGUCCGCGAGCAGGGAGCGUUUGGCGCUCCCGAAGAAAUCCUCGGGAAGCGCAUCCGUGAUAAGCGAGGUGACGAUAUGCGUAGUGGUGUGCGGGGACAGGCUGCACGAGGCCCUGACUAUGCUGAAAUCGGCGCUGGUCUUCGCUGGCAGACCGUUGCAGUUUAUAAUCCUGACGGAGCAGAACUUAAUACCAGCCUUCAGUGAGAAGUUGUCCGAGUGGCGGCUCAUAUCCAAUAAGACCUUCGAUUUCCUGGUGCGGCCUAUCACCUUCCCGGAUGGUAGCGAUGUAGCCAUGUGGAAGAAAUUGUUUAAGCCUUGCGCGGCACAACGACUGUUUCUACCAACUGUGCUGAAUGAUACAGAUGCAGUGCUCUAUGUAGACACAGACACUCUGUUUCUGGCACCACCUGAGAAAAUCUGGGAUGAGUUCAAAAAGAUGAACUCUAGUCAAUUGGCAGCUCUCAGUCCUGAACAUGAAGAUCCCAAUACUGGUUGGUAUAAUCGAUUUGCCAAGCAUCCAUAUUAUGGCAAGCUCGGUGUGAAUUCAGGGGUGAUGCUGAUGAAUCUGACGAGGAUGAGAGAGUUCCGAUGGACGGACUAUGUGAUUCCCAUUCACAAGGAGUACAAGCUGAAGAUAACCUGGGGCGAUCAGGAUAUUAUUAACAUAAUAUUUCACUAUCACCCAGAGAAGCUGUAUGUGUAUUCGUGCCGAUACAAUUACAGGCCGGACCACUGUAUGUACAUGUCUGUGUGUGCGGAGGCAGAAAGAGAUGGCGCUCUAGUAUUACAUGGCUCCCGUGGCACGUUCCACUCACAGAAACAGCCACCCUUCAAGGCCGUAUACCGAGCCAUGCAAGAAUAUCAGCUGAACAUGGAUCCAUACGACGAACUGCUCGUGCCGAUGAGGAAUUACCUGGCGAUGGAAGACAAAUCGAAUUGCGGCCAUGUUUCGAAGGUGUUCAUUAUCCAGCCGGAGUUGCAUCUAGCUCAUAACUUAUAAAAUUUAUACUUGAUCAUACCGAGGUUACGUAUUCGCGCGAGCUUUCUGUCUUUAUAUUCGAAACUUUUUAGAUGCUCUUUUUGUUAUUGAUAUGAAUGUUUUAUACAGGUAUAUAAGCAAUAACGAAUAGGAUGUAAGCAUUUCUACGUAUUCGCGAAGCCACUUCUGGCUUAUAAACGUAAUGUCAUCUGUAUUCUUCCCGUCUCUCAAAAAAUUCUCGAGAGAUUUUAGAUCCUAAAAAAA
Molecule: messenger RNA, 1644 nt
Organism: Pogonomyrmex barbatus (red harvester ant)
Lineage: Eukaryota; Metazoa; Arthropoda; Insecta; Hymenoptera; Formicidae
Gene: shams
Product: glucoside xylosyltransferase 1 shams
Biological process (GO): protein O-linked glycosylation via N-acetylgalactosamine
Molecular function (GO): UDP-xylosyltransferase activity
Source: RefSeq, a predicted model, not a curated record